AUGACUUUUGCUUGGUUUCAUAGUUGGUGUGAGACUGGUCCUCUGAUCAAUAUGUUCUCUCCAAGAGUUAUCUCAAGAGCGGGUUUCAUUCUACAGUCAACAGUGAAAGAUGUUAUAGCUGAUGGAAAUUGGGUGUGGCCUUCUAAUUGGAACUCUCAUUGUGUUAUACCAAAUCUCCCUGUUCUUGAUUUGGAAAAAAAAAAUGAGGUGUUGCGGUGGAACAGAUUGGCUAAGGUGGCUGAAUUUUCAGUCUCGGUAGCGUGGGAAGAUAUUCGAUCCAGGGCUGAUAAGGUGCCAUGGUUUCGUAUGGAAUGGUUUAGCCAAUGUAUUCCUAAACAUGCGUUGAUUUUAUGGUUGGUUGUUAAGGAGAAGCUUAAAACUCAAGAUCUUCUCCAAGCAUGGGAUUACUCCUCGAUGAUUGAUGUCAUUGUAUGGGAUAUUGUUAGGGCUAAGGCUAACUUUUUGACGUCUUCAAAGAAUUGGGAUAACAUUGUCUCUGAUGUUAUUUAG
Erigeron canadensis is the source of this 510-nucleotide messenger RNA. RefSeq lists its product as uncharacterized. Bases 1 to 510 code for a protein of 169 amino acids. The record is from RefSeq and is a predicted model, not a curated record. Lineage: Eukaryota; Viridiplantae; Streptophyta; Magnoliopsida; Asterales; Asteraceae. The transcript is spliced from 2 exons.